CCGGCCGCUUCGCGCCCUUCCGCCGCUAUGAAUUAUUCUCGGUUCACCACUGCUGUGAGUGCAGCAAGAAAAGCAUCUCCGAUAAGAGUCCUGAUUGAAACCUAUGGAGACCUGCCAGAACUGGAGCAUGAGACAUACAUCAGCAGUUAAGCCUUCAGGGGUCAAUUUCCUCUCUUGCUGAAUUGAUGCAGAAAUCUCCUCCAUCUCUCAUCUCUCUGGCUGGAGGGGCACCAAAUCCUAACCUUUUUCCAUUUAAGAGGGCAACUGUUGACAUUGGACAUGGAACUCCUAUUGAGAUUGGGGAAGAUCUGAUGAAGAGAGCUCUUCAGUACUCAGCCUCAGCAGGGAUUCCAGAGCUGUUGUCUUGGCUAAAAGAUUUCCAGCGGAGCCUACAUGAUCCCCCCACAGCCAAUUACAGUCCUGAGCAAGGACAAAUGGAAGUGUGUGUCACAACCGGCAGCCAGGAAGGCUUGUGUAAAGUGUUCGAAAUGCUCAUUAAUCCAGGGGACAACAUCCUUUUGGAUGCACCCACAUACCCUGGGACACUAGCAGCUCUGAGACCCUUGGGUUGUAAUAUAAUUAAUGUUCCUAGUGACCAACAUGGCAUUAUUCCAAAAGCUUUGAAAGAAAUUCUGUCUACUUGGAGCUCAGAAGAUGUAAAAAAUCAUAGCCAUCACCUUCCUAAAUUCCUGUACACUAUUCCAAAUGGGUGCAACCCAACCGGCAACUCUCUGAGCACAGAGCGCAAGAAGGAGAUUUACCAGCUUGCAAGAAAAUAUGAUUUCCUCAUAAUAGAAGAUGAUCCUUACUACUUUCUUCAGUUUGAAAAGCCAUGGGCUCCAACUUUCCUCUCAAUGGAUGUGGAUGGCCGAGUUAUCAGGACCGACUCUUUCUCUAAAGUUCUCUCAUCUGGGUUAAGAAUAGGUUUUCUGACAGGUCCCAAGCCUCUUAUUGACAGAGUUGUUCUACAUAUUCAGGUUUCAACAAUGCACACCAGCACUUUCACUCAGAUUAUGAUAUCACAGCUGCUUCAUCAAUGGGGACAAAAGGGUUUCUUGGAGCAUAUUGACAGGGUGGUGGAUUUCUACAGGACCCAGCGGGAUGCAAUGCUCGUUGCUGCUGACAAGUGGUUAAAAGGCUUGGCUGAAUGGUACCCUCCUGCUGCUGGCAUGUUCUUAUGGAUCAAAAUUAAGGGUAUCUCUGAUACACAGCAGCUGAUAAUGGAAAAAGCUUUGCAGAAAGAAGUAUUACUGGUUCCUGGAGGAGCAUUUAAUAUCAAUAGUUCAGAGCCGAGUUCUUAUGUCAGAGCCUCCUUCUCUCUGUCUUCUCCUACUCAGAUGGAUCUGGCCUUCAAGAGACUGGCUGACCUUAUAAAAGAAUCUUUGUGAAAAAGCUAAAUAGAGCUCUUGCAGCAAUUAAAAUCAUCUCCAGAAAUAUUUAUUAACAUUUGGAUUUCAUCAGAACACUUUAUAAACAAGCACAAUACAGUAGAUGUUUCCUUAGAUAUUUUCAGCUAAAAAAAAGACAAAAAAUGGAAGUGAAAAACAAUUUGCCUGAUUUAUUUUGACGGGGCAUUUCAUUACUAAAUAUAUUACAAUUCAGAAAAAUUUAAAAUACUCAAAACCAAAUUGUUCUACUUCCUGUCAAAUCUAUGGUUUUGCUAGCUUCAAAUAAAUUUUUGUUCUGACUUUUAUUUUCCAUUUGGGUUGGGAAACAGAGAAGUCAGUUACUUAGGAAGUUGCACUUGAGGUGGUCUUAGCCACUGUUACUUAAUCUCAACUGAUACAUUCCUCCAGCAUCUUACAUUGGAAUUGUUUUGUGUGUCACUUUCCUUCUUGUCCUACUUUAUGGCAUCUGGUUUUGAGGAUUUGAGAAUCGGUAUUUAAUUUGACUAAAGUUUUGGCAGAUAAAACUGAUAUAAUGAUGUUAAAAAAAAAGAAACUGAUCCAGCAAAAUUAGGCUAUGAUUACAAAUAAAACUGUAUGGCCUGAGGUCCCUUGCAGUUUGCAUGGGCUUUGCAGCUCAUUCUCUAUUUUGUAAAAGGUUUUCUGAUUGCUGGCUUUUACCUCAGUCUGUGAAUAAUUACUCUGUACCUGUGUUAGAAAAUCUCUUGUCUGCAAAGGCAUGUAGAUGUGCUAAUAGAACAGUUCUUGGUUAAUCAGUCAGAUGUGUUUCUAAACAGAGUGCGUAAGUAACUUGAACAGAGGGCAUAGAAAUUCCAGCAUACAAUAAACAUGACCCAAAAUCCUGGGACAGGCCAAUGGUAUUUUACCUCUGUUAAUGCUUGAUUUUUUGGAUGAAACUGCAAGAAAGUAUUUUAAGUUCAUUAUUAACCAAAUGCAGAGAAAGUUCAAAGUUCUAUGUAAAUCAAGGAACAGAAAUACCUUCAUGUUAAUUUUUUCCAGAACAUUUCACAGUAUAUUCACUUGUUAUAUCAAUCCAGAUCUAAUAUAAGUUGAAAAUAAAAAGAAAAUAUAAUUUUGAAGGUAUUCUCCAAAUUCUGUUCAGCUAUAGGGAAUCUUCUAGCUGUAGUCAGAUUUGUUAAUGUAUUUCUGGGCUAUUCAUUCAUGAAACGAGUCAGCAAGACCCUUAUUCUUCUCCCAUGGUAACAUCUGAGCUUUGCAGGGUUACACAAUAGCUUCCAUAAUCACUAUGAGAAAAGUGAGGUACAGCAUGGUAUUCCUGGGAGCAAUGUUAGAAGAAUGAAAAUGUAUCCUUCUUUGCAUUUUUCAUUCAGAAUUAUUACAGUUCGAACACUGCAAUUGUUCUGUUCCUGUGUAACACACAGCCUAGAGUGGGCUGUUCAAAACUGUUAUUGAAUAAUAAAGAAAACAAGAUGGAUUAGGGCAUGCACCAGUACAGCUCAAUGGAGUUCUUUUACAUAUUUGCCCCAGUGGAUCACAAUCCAGAUUGCAACAGCAGGACUGAAAGUACUGUGGAUCUGUAGGUUACAAGAUUUUAAAAUACAGUGUUCCAUACAGAAACAAUUUUUAAAGGAUGAAGCUUAAAAUGGAACUUGCAUUCAUAAUUCAGGGGACAAUGCCCCAAAACUAAACCAACUGUUUUCAACAAUAACUCUACAAAUUCUUAGACACCACCACUGAUGCUCAGAGACUGACAUUCAGUUAGAUGAAAUAAUUCUCUACAUGCUCACAGUUCAACAUAAAAACUGUCUGUUUGUAUACGCACAUACGUUCUCUUUUCUAGUGAAUUCCCCAUAAAAAUCUUUUUUUCCUCAAUUAUUCAUUAAUCCUAGCUGUGCUGAAGGGCUCUUGUUUGAAAGUAAGGGGGAUAUUUUCCUUCAGAUCACUGACCUGUGUGAACCUAGAAUUUGUAAAUGUGUUUUAUGCAUAAUAAAUGGAAUUACGUUGAA
Molecule: messenger RNA, 3373 nt
Organism: Chiroxiphia lanceolata (lance-tailed manakin)
Lineage: Eukaryota; Metazoa; Chordata; Aves; Passeriformes; Pipridae
Gene: AADAT
Product: aminoadipate aminotransferase
Exons: 15
Coding region: 186-1388 (400 amino acids)
Biological process (GO): biosynthetic process
Molecular function (GO): L-kynurenine:2-oxoglutarate transaminase activity; pyridoxal phosphate binding
Source: RefSeq, a predicted model, not a curated record